Molecule: messenger RNA, 4762 nt
Organism: Silurus meridionalis
Lineage: Eukaryota; Metazoa; Chordata; Actinopteri; Siluriformes; Siluridae
Gene: dner
Product: delta/notch-like EGF repeat containing
Exons: 13
Coding region: 148-2313 (721 amino acids)
Biological process (GO): establishment or maintenance of epithelial cell apical/basal polarity; heterophilic cell-cell adhesion
Cellular component (GO): plasma membrane; protein-containing complex
Molecular function (GO): calcium ion binding
Source: RefSeq, a predicted model, not a curated record
UCUCUCUCUCUCUCUCUCUCUCUCCUCUCACUCACCCACCCUCUCUUUUGCUCUCUCCCUUGCUUCCACGCACAUUCUCUCUUGCUGUCUCUGUCACACACACAUUGAAGCUGUGGAGCUCUGCACUGCACAUUAGAGAAGAUCUCAAUGGUGAACGGGUGUAUAAUGGAGCUUAUCUUCCUUGCUCUUCCUCUCCUCAUCUUCCUUGCUGAGAGUGGGGUAACAACUCCUGUAACCUCUGACCCUGAUGUGACCCCAACAAACCCCAUGGAUGCAUGUGAGGGACAACCAUGUCUGAAUCUAGGAGUGUGUACACCUGCAGAAGAAGAAGAGCUGAAGUACAUCUGCACAUGCAGUGCACAGUUCACCGGACACAACUGCCAGUACUUUGCUGACCCAUGCGCCAGUGACCCUUGUCUCCAUGGCAACUGCACGCAUGAAGGUGCAGAGUUUGUGUGUGUAUGCAGCGACGGGUAUGGAGGAGUCCGGUGUGAGCAGCCACCUUUAGCCUUUGACCUUAUUGAAUCCAGCUGGGACCUAGCAGCCACUCCAGCUACCACGACUCAACCAUCUCAGCCAAUCACAGAGCUCAGUGACACUGAAGCCCCACCCACUUUACAACCAUGGCAUCUAAAGCCUGGACAGAGAAUGAUCGAGGUCCUGUGGGAGGAGCUUCAGAUCACUGAUGGAUCAGAGUGUGUGAGCAUUGCGGGCACCGAGCCAGCUGGAAUGAUUACGGUUUCCAUGGAGAUUGCAGAGGGAACUGCAGUAAAGUUGGUACUGAACAUAAGUGGAGCUGCAGCAUUGUGGCGUGUUGGAGCUCUCGGGUUCGACCGGUGUUCAGUAUCUGAUGGCAUGGUCGUUUGGUUCCAGCAGGCCACCAAUGGCCUCGUAAUCUCUGAUCAGUUAUUGCCACUUGGACACAACUAUUUUAUCACUGUGCUGCGCAUUGGAGCCCCUUCUGGUCUGGAGGUCACUCUCAGAUUACACCUCACUGUAAAGUCUACUAGCUGCAUGGAGCCAGGCAGAAACUUCAGUGACCCACAGUGCACUGGGAGAGGGAAGUGCAUCACACAGUCUUCUGUGAGCACGUUUUAUUGCAAGUGUGAUGUCGGAUACUUUGGAAUCUUCUGCGAGGAAUUUGACGCAUGCUACACAAACCCAUGUGAAAACAAUGGGACCUGCAGUGACGUCACACAGAGACAUGAGGGGCAUGGCUACACUUGUACAUGUCCACCAGGGUUUGAAGGCCAGAACUGUCAGUCUUGGGUAAAUCACUGCGCCUCAGAACCCUGCAAAAAUGGAGCAACAUGUACAAACACUCUGAACGGCCCACAAUGCACCUGCGAAGAGGGUUAUAAAGGAAAUGUUUGUGAGGUCAGGGUUGAUCCAUGUGCUUCUGGUCCAUGCCACAAUAAUGGGACAUGUUAUCUGCAAGCUGGUGGACAAGGCUUCAGUUGCACCUGCCCUCCUGGUUUCACUGGACACACCUGCACUCAGCUUGUCGAUUUCUGCUCACUCAACCCUUGCGCACAUGGUGUAUGUCGCAAUGUCGGCACAAGCUAUAGGUGCCUGUGCGUGCCAGGUUAUCAUGGGUUGUACUGUGAGGAAGAGUAUAACGAGUGUCUCUCAGCUCCAUGCCUAAAUUUUGCUACAUGCCAAGAUCUGAUAAAUGGCUAUGAAUGUGUAUGUACCACGCAGUACACAGGGAGACAUUGUGAGAUUUAUAAAGACCCAUGCGUGAAAGUCCAGUGUCAGAAUGGCGGUCAGUGUGAAAGAAGACGGAGCAAUGCAACCUGCGUGUGUCCACCUGGAUACACAGGUGAGAACUGUGAGGUUGACAUUAAUGAGUGUGAGAGCAACCCAUGCCAUCAUGGUGGCACCUGCACGGACCAGUCAGAUGGCUUCAUCUGUCACUGCCCACCUGGCUGGGUGGGUGGGGCCUGUGAGAUCCAUCUGCAGUGGAAGGCAUCUCGUACAGUUGAUUCUCUCCCUAGCGUGCCACGUCACUCUCUCUACAUCAUCAUCGGUGCACUGUGUGUAGCCUUUGUACUCAUGCUCAUCAUCCUCAUUGUUGGAAUCUGCCGCAUCAGCCGUAUUGAGUAUCAGGCAUCGUCUCGUCAUGCCUAUCAGGAGUUUUAUAACUGCCGCAGCAUCGACAGUGACUUCAGCAAUGCCAUCGCCUCCAUACGCCAUGCCCGGUUUGGGAAGAAAUCCCGUCCAGCCAUGUAUGAUGCCACCCCUAUCAACUAUGAAGACUACAGUCCAGAUGACAAACCACUUGUCACACUUAUCAAAACAAAAGAUCUGUAAAGCACCCCCACACACACACACAAACACGCACACACAUUUAGUCUUUCAACAUUAGCUAAUGCUGACCAUUAAUUCUUAAUUCUAAUUAAUAAAGUUCUUAUUAAAAAUGUAACUAUAAAAGCUAAUAUUUAGAUCAACUUUGAUAUUGAAUAGAUCUAUUUUAACACUGAUGUGCAUAAUCAGCUAAAGAUUUGUGUUUUAUAGAUAUAUUUACCAGCAAAGGCAUUUCUUCUGUUUAAUUGCAGAAGGAAGAAAUACAAAAGAGCAUAUGUGUUCCUAGUUUGCACACUUCAGACGUAGUGUCCUUCAGUAAAGCGCUAGUACUGUAGGCUGUAAUUUUGGCUUUGUUCCAAACACAGUUAGUGUUCUUACUAGAACAAUUAAGGCUCCGUCCAAAAGCUAAAGCAGAUUCAAAUGAAACUUCAUUCAAUGUGAGAGAUAUGUUCAUCACUGAGAAAUAGCAGCUAGAAAAAUACCCCAUAAAAUUAGACAGGGUAACUGUCUGUUACAUAUUGCUAAAGAUCAUAUGUGUUUAUUGUUCCUGUCUGGCUUCAGCUGAGUCUGCAGAUUUCUGUGCAGCAUAUGAUAGCACAAAGUUAUAUCAGUGUAGUGAGCAUGCUGGUCCCCCUUCACAUGAUCCUGACAAAAGAACCCUAAAUAUAAAUGUUAUAAUGGUGAGCUAGCUGGCAGGUUUUGUUGUUAAUGUUACUACACUGUACACUGCCUUUUUAUGUAACCCUGUUUUAUAUAACAUUUCCUUUUACCAAAUGGAGGUAGUUAUUACUAACAGCUAAGCUAGCUAGUCGUUUAGUUAUUUAUACUUAGUUAUGUCAGUGAGGUAACUAUAUUCAAUAUAUUACAGAUAUUAGCUACCAAGCUAUUUAUGUUUAGAAUGAACAUCAGUGACAGUCCAUCGUUGUUACACUAGUUAAAUUGUAAAUGAAUACAAAUUUAGGUUCAGCACAGUUAGCUACCCAUAGCAAACUUAAUCUUUUAUUGAUUUAAAUAUAUCUUUCAGCAUCUCUGACAUCAGUCCACAUACAGUACAGUGUCUCAAAGUACUAUUUGUCUGUGUGACAGUAAACUCCUGGGCAAAUAAAAAAUGUGGAAAGCCCAAAAUGACAAUAUAAGCUUUAAAUAGUCUUAACAGCAAAUGUUCAGUCAAGAAAUUAGGAAGGAUUGAACAAAUAGAUAAAGUAACCUAGUAUUGGAAUGCUUUUCCCUUUUAUUUCUUUAAAUAUUUAGGGAAUGUGGGUCAACUUGUGGAGUGAUUUCUACAGAAAAAUUGUUCAUUGUUGUUCUAGUCAGUGUUAUUAAGCUUCAGCAAUAGUUGAUGAUUAAAAAAAAUUGACAUUUUACAUCAUCUUUAGCAUGAUUUUACAUUUGCAUACAAUAAGACUAUAUAAAUGAACUAAAUAGUGAACAGUUUGCUGAAAGAAAAAUAAAGAAAGUGGCAGACUUUUGAUUGGUAGGUUGGUACUACUGGGCCCCUUAGAGCAAAUCCCUAAAUCCUCAACUGCUUAAUUUGUAUUAGUUAGAUAUUUAAAGUAGCUCUGGAUGAGGGUGUCUUCCAAAUUCUGUCAGUGUAAAUGAACAAACGGUGGCUCAUGAGUUUAUUUGUUUAAUUCUUGCUUACAAUCAAAGUUCCAUAUUUUGCCUUAGUAAGCUUACGGGUUUUUUUUGGGCCAUGAAUGUACCCUAACAUUUAAAGGUAAUUUUAUUUAGGGCACUAGAUACUUCUAAUAAGAACACUUCUAUCAAACUUUUGGGACAAAGCUUUUGUGUAAGUGUAAGUAAAAAGAAUCUUUAGGUUGCCUUAAUCACUGCAUGGCUAGACUCAGCGGUUUCACAGUUAAAUAAUUUGUAAGCUAUUAAAUGUUUAUCUAUUUUAUCUCUUAGCUGGAGUCUUGUGCCCUCAUCCUGGUGGUAGAUGAGUGUUCAGUGCCACUGUAUCGUGAAUAACUGCUUUAAAACACUAACAUUCAUUUGCUUAAUUUUAUUGAAUUUAUGCACUAUAAUGAAUGAUGUAGCUAUGAUUUAGCUAUCGUGUCCAAAGUGAUACCCUACUCCCUAUUCUCUACAGAGUGCAUUAUGCAAAGUACAUUUUGUACCAGUAAGGAACAGUAACCAACUGAAGUGCACUAUGGGAUUUUGCUAGCGUAUUACAUAUUUUCAACUAAAUCCUUGCAUCUCACUAUGUAGUGAAUUUGGCAUGUUUGGACAUGUGGUUAGCUUUAGUACUGUUGAACAUUUUUUAUUCAAUAGUAGUAUUUGUUUUACUCUAUCCUUUCUGUACAUCAUGAAACUAAAAUUGAGAGCAGUAGUUUUGUGAUCUCUGAGUCAAUACCGGCAUGUUCUAUAGACUGAACUAUGGUGAGUACUGUGCAGUGUGAGGGCUUGGUGAUCAAGCUAAAAACUAUUAAAAAUGUGAUUUUUCUUCAUUAAAAAA